AUGGGUACCACUGAGUUUUCAUGGAAGUUGGCCGACCACCCAAAGCUCCCGAAAGGAAAGACGAUUGCUCUUGUGGUUCUGGAUGGAUGGGGCGAGGCUGAUGCUGACCAGUACAAUUGCGUUCACGUCGCGGAGACGCCGACCAUGGAUGCCCUUAAAAAUGUAACUGCAUCAUAGAUCGCCUCUCGUUCUGUUUCUUACGAUUCUAGUGUUGAUUAUGCAUGUUGACUCUAAACAUUAUAUCCCCUAUUUAUCUUAUUGUUUUUAUCUUUUCUAUCCAACCUUUUUAUUAUUAUCACCGUUGUCCGUUACCCGACGACCAUUGCUUUAGCUUAGUAGGUGCCUUCUGCCAUGCUUGGUUGAAAGCCAUGGUUUCUGGAACCGUCAUGAAUAGUCAUCUAUCCCUUAGCAACAUUUGUAAUGCAUGUGACCGGAUGCUUUUUAUUUCAUGGUUAGUCUUCUUCUCCCCUGAUAUGAAUCGCCGUAUGUUUUCGCCCACACGAUUCCCUCUGAAAAUGGUUGCUCGGCUCAAUUGUAUAUUUACCCCAAACUUGCUCUCGUGAACAUGUAUACUUCAGGGGCACACGCUCCAGUUCACCAGUGAUACUUUUACUCAUGUUAUGGGCUUUUGGACAGAUUGCCGAGUUGUAGAAAUGGCUUUAUAGGCUCCUUUUGCAAACAUCAUUAAUUGGGAAGUGGUAUGCGAGCAGGGCUGUGCUCAGUUAUCCUGUUUUUAUUUUAUUUUAUUCUUACCAGAAUCCAUAUUGGAAUAAGUUACACUCUAUACAUCUGGAAUGUUUGAAGGAAUUGAAGUGUGUAUAUCUUCCCUAUCAUUGAUAUUAAAGAGUUCUGGCUUGGUGUCAUCUCUUCUGCAUUGUAUAUUACCUGCACAAACCUGUUGCAUGCUAUUAAUGACAAGAAAUUUCUGACCAAGGUCUUCAAGUUUUUUUACUGUGUGCUAUUUACUAUGAAUGUGCAAGAUUCUAAUAUUUCUUCAUAUUCAGGAUUCAUUAAACAUCAAUCUUUUGUCUCCUUCAACAGGGGGCUCCCGAGAGGUGGAGACUAAUAAGAGCUCAUGGAACUGCUGUGGGGCUUCCUUCCGAAGAUGACAUGGGCAACAGUGAAGUAGGGCACAACGCACUGGGUGCUGGGAGGAUCUUUGCUCAAGGGUAUAAACUCAAUGCCUCAUUUCUCUGCAUUGUCUAUAACCUUCUUUGAUUCUAUGAACAUAUUUAGAUUCACAAAAAAAAUGAUUGCUAAUUCUGGUGGCUGUCUAGGACUGUAGAGCUCCUGAAAAUUCUGGCUAUGGGCUGAACAAUUGCAAUGUUUUAUGGGUUCAACUUAAAUUGCUUAUUUCAGUUAUUGAAAGAAGCCGCUAAUCUUAAUGAUUUGACUGUUGACCUUGUUCUCUAGAUUAAUUUUCUCUGAUUCAUAUUUUCAUUUAUUCAGUAAAUGCAUUGUUUUACUUUUCCAUUUGGAUCCAUUUAUCAAUUUUUGCAAGUGUUCUGUUGUCCUCACUUCAUCUUAUUGGUAUCAGAAGAAAAGAGGAGGUAUAUAUAUAUUUGAAUUGAAAAGGAAGGUGUAUUGAUAGUAUAAGAAAAUGAAUUUCUUCUCAUCAUGCCAUUUGUAUUGUUUUUUUUUUUUUUGGGGCUUGGGGAGUGCUUAUAAGAUGGUUCUUCUUUAGAUGCUUGGAAAGUGGGUUAUUCUCUUUGUCUUGAGUGACCUCAUCCGAUCAUCUCUUACUUUAUUGAAUGGUGAUUCGUAGUAUUUUUUUUAGUUGCAUUAGUCCAGUAAUCUGUUAUCAAUGGAUAUUAUCUACUUAUGGUUAAUGAUCGGCAGCCUAUUGAUCUAUGUACACUUGUCUUGUAUGUAUGUCAGCUGUCAAUUUAUGUAGCUAUCUACAGCAAUGAUAGUCGAUCUCGUAUAUUUCUGACAUAUGUGUGCUCCUCUCUUAGUGCAAAGUUGGUAGAUCACGCACUGGCAUCUGGGAAGAUUUAUGAGAGUGAAGGCUUUAAGUACAUCCAAGAAUGCUUUGAUGAAGGCACCUUGCAUUUGGUUGGGCUACUUAGUGACGGAGGGGUCCAUUCUCGGUUGGAUCAGCUACAAGUAUGCGUUUUGCACUUGUCGCUCUUUGUUUUGAAUUUCUUUCUAACAAACAAUUUUUUAAACUAUAUUUCAUUUUCAAUGAUCUAGUUGCUACUGAAAGGUGCUAGCGAACAUGGUGCCAAAAGAAUACGGGUCCAUGUUCUUACUGAUGGCCGUGAUGUUUUGGAUGGUUCGAGUGUUGGUUUUGCUGAAACUCUUGAAAAUGACCUUGCAAACCUGCGGGAGAACGGCAUUGAUGCUCAAGUUGCAUCAGGUGGUGGUCGAAUGUAUGUCACCAUGGAUCGCUAUGAGGUACUUAUAGAGUUCUUUGUGCUAUUUUUCUGCUGCUAAAUCUUUUACAUGUUUAGGUUAAGUAUUGAUACGACAUGUAUAUUUUAAAUUUUAUCUUAUAUUUCAAACUUCAUUGCUCAAAUUAUCGUUUUUCAAGGGAAGGUCAUAUAUAUCCCCAGUUUUACCGAGAAUAUGAUAAAAAACAUUUCAAUAACGAGGCCGCAUAGUCAUCAGGCUUGACUGCUUGUUAAAGAGGACGCAAUACGUGAAUUUCUUGAAGAAAGAGUACAAGCAAUUACAUGAAUAUAGAUAUUACGUGGAUAUAUAUAUAUAUAUAUAUCCUUGUGAAAGAUUGCAGCAUGGGACGAAGUAAAGAGCACAUUGCAUGAAGGAAUGACAAACCCGGGAUCUAAUAACUGGAGUUGCAAGCAUUUUUCUUUUUGACGCCCUAUGAAAAAUAUUUUUCAUCAACAGAAUCUACGGCCAAAAAAAGAAAAAGCUUAAUGCUUGCAUCUGGUAGUUUAAAAAUUAAGCGGGAAAAUAUUAUGCGGUUUCAAUAUUUAGCAUUUUAUUGCGAGAAGCCCCCCUCGAUCCUGAUCAUGACUACAAUCUGUUCUAUACUAAUUUUAGACACCGAACUCCUACAUUCUCGCUAAAAUGCACACUAAAUACAUGUUUCCCCUUCAUUAUCAGCUUCAUUUCAAUCUAUUUGCGAUCCUUUACCUUUCGUCAAGGAUCGUUCUUGUUGAUGUUACUAAUCGUAUGUGAGUAUGAUACCAUGAAAUAGAAAUAAACUAGUGAUAAUCACGUCAUGUGGUUUCUUCUGCAGAACGACUGGGAAGUUGUCAAACGAGGAUGGGACGCCCAGGUUCUUGGUGAAGCACCGUACAAAUUUCGUAAUGUCGUUGAAGCUGUGAAGAAACUGAGAGAGAUUCCCAACAUCAGCGAUCAGUACUUGCCCCCUUUUGUUAUAGUCGAUGAAAGUGGCAAGGCAGUUGGCCCAGUAGUCGAUGGUGACGCCGUUGUGACAUUCAACUUCCGCGCAGAUCGUAUGGUCAUGACUGCCAAAGCUUUUGAAUACAAGGAUUUUGACAAGUUUGACCGCGUCAGGUUUCCAAAGAUCCAUUACGCCGGGAUGCUUCAGUACGAUGGUGAAUUAAAGCUUCCACACUACUAUCUCGUUUCUCCUCCAGAGAUAGAGAGGACCUCUGGUGAAUACUUGGUCUAUAAUGGUGUCCGGACCUUCGCUUGCAGGUAGGCAUCUUGCAGGAACAUAAAAUUAUGAUUUUUUCAAUUUUUCUUUAAUUAUUUUUUAUGUCAGUGUUUUUCUUGCAUAACUGGUAGAAUAUUCUUCUGCAUCAUCUCUCACCUUUCUGUUAAUGUUGAGACAUGAUUUUAGUAUAGUCAACGGUUGAGCUCAAUCUGUCGCUGUCAUCAUCUGGUUUUUGUCUGUUAAAAGUCAAGUCAACCGAUGAUCAUCUUACCUUUCUGUACUUGUGGAGCUAUCAUCUGAAUAUAUAUUCAGUGGUUGAACUGAUUUUACCAUCAUCAUCGGGUUUUUCCCCCUUUUUCUUGAUCGUCGUGGAUGGGACGGAAGUCAACUGAACAUCCGCUUUUGGUGUGGCAGUGAGACCGUCAAGUUCGGCCACGUCACCUUCUUCUGGAAUGGCAACCGUUCCGGUUACUUUGACUCCUCCAUGGAGGAGUACGUUGAAAUCCCCAGCGACAGUGGAAUCACCUUCAAUGUCAAACCGAAGAUGAAAGCACUGGAGAUUGCCGAGAUGGCCAGGGACGCCAUCCUCAGUGGCAAGUAUCAGCAGGUGCGUUGACUCUCUCGCCAAUGCAGGUACCACACGUGCUUAGGGAUCUCUCUCACACCUGUGUAAAUUCCACUGCAGGUCCGGGUCAACGUUCCCAACGGAGACAUGGUGGGUCACACCGGGGACAUUGAAGCCACUGUCGUUGCCUGCAAGGCGACUGACGAGGCCGUCAAGGUGCUGGCUGCCUUUCGACCAUCCCAUUUGUUGCAUCAUAUAGUCAACGCUCUGCAGCUGCUGCUAAAGUCAAAACCCUCGCAUUUUUUCACUGGGCAGAUAAUACUAGACGCGGUGGAGAGGGCCAACGGGAUCUACGUCAUCACGGCGGACCAUGGCAAUUGCGAGGACAUGGUGAAGAGAGACAAGAAGGGCAAGCCGCUGCUGGACAAGGAAGGGAAUAUCCAAGUCCUCACCUCUCACACUCUCCAGCCGGUCAGAAACUCCCUCCUCCCCCCUUCUUUCCAUUUAUAGAAUAAUCGGCGGGAUCGCCGUUUUUGAAUCAUUUCCCUGAAAUGAUGCUCACGAUCACUGUUCUUGCUCUUGAUCGGCAGGUGCCCAUCGCCAUCGGAGGGUCCGGGCUCCCCGCCGGCGUCAGAUUCAGGGCGGACGUGCCGGACGGCGGCCUGGCAAAUGUGGCGGCGACGGUGAUGAAUCUCCACGGGCUCGAGGCCCCCGCUGACUACGAGCAGACCCUCAUCGAAGUCGUUGACUAG
This is a messenger RNA of Spirodela intermedia, 4906 nucleotides long. The record is from the annotation of a GenBank genome assembly. Lineage: Eukaryota; Viridiplantae; Streptophyta; Magnoliopsida; Alismatales; Araceae.